Messenger RNA from Glarea lozoyensis ATCC 20868, 1182 nucleotides. RefSeq names its product Ribulose-phosphate binding barrel. Gene Ontology annotation, cellular component: cytosol. Gene Ontology annotation, biological process: 'de novo' pyrimidine nucleobase biosynthetic process; 'de novo' UMP biosynthetic process. Gene Ontology annotation, molecular function: orotidine-5'-phosphate decarboxylase activity. The transcript has a single exon. The coding region runs from base 1 to 1182 and encodes 393 amino acids. The record is from RefSeq and is a predicted model, not a curated record. NCBI's taxonomy places the organism in Eukaryota, Fungi, Ascomycota, Leotiomycetes, Helotiales, Helotiaceae.
AUGGUACCGCCGACAAGUUCAAAAUCCGCUUCAGCUCAACCUACGCCGACAAGUGCACCCAGAAGCACAAAAUCUACAUCCAAUAUGUCUCCCUCACAAUCUCCAAACCAUGUCUCAGAACAAUCAUUCGAAGAACGAGCAACCACCACCUCCCACCCCCUCUCCUCCUACCUCUUCCGGCUGAUGGCCCUCAAAAAAUCCAACCUCUGCCUCAGCGCUGACGUCUCAACCACCAACCAACUUCUCUCCCUCGCCGACUCCAUCGGCCCCUCCAUCGUCGUCCUCAAAACCCACUACGACCUCAUCUCGAACUGGGACUACAACCCCACCACCGGUACCGGCGCCCGACUCGCACGCAUCGCGCGCCGUCAUGGCUUUCUCAUCUUCGAAGAUCGCAAGUUCGGUGAUAUAGGCAAUACGGUGCAGAUGCAAUAUACAGAGGGCACGGCCAAGAUUAUCGAGUGGUCACACAUUACCAAUGUGAACAUGAUUCCGGGGAAAGCAGCCGUAGAUGCAUUGGCAGAGGCAGCAAUACGGUGGCGGGAGCGGAAACAAUAUGAAGUCAAAACUGACAUCUCAGUCGGUACACCACGCGCGGAGAGUAUAGAUUCAGAUGGCGAGGAUGAUACAGUAACACCCAUACCCGAGUCGAAUCUCGAGAUUGAGCGCGCAGGACGGAAAGCGAGUAUCGUAUCCAUCACAACAGUAUCGCAGCAUUUCGAACCGGUGAAUAGCCCGCGGUCGCACGAAGAUUACGAGGAAGAGGUCUUUGAAGGCAUUGAAGAGGCGCCAAUGGACCGGGGACUAUUGAUCCUAGCACAAAUGUCGAGUAAAGGCAAUUUCAUGAACGCAGAAUACACAUCAGCAUGUGUAGAGAGCGCGAGAGAGCACCAGGGCUACGUGAUGGGUUUUAUUGCGCAGGAAUCACUAAAUAGAGAACCCGGAGAUGCGUUUUUGAAUAUGACGCCCGGAUGUCAGUUACCUCCUGAACAAGACGACGAGGACGCGGAGAUUCAAGGCGAUGGGAAGGGUCAGCAGUAUAACACACCCGCGAAGAUCAUCGGGCUCGGAAAUGAUAUUGUGAUUGUAGGCCGCGGCAUCAUUUUCGCGGCGGAUCCGGUGAGGGAGGCGGAACGGUAUCGGAGGAAAGCGUGGGAGGCUUAUGAGGAGAGGAUUGCGUAA